CUGAGCAAUGCAGAGCCCACCAUAUCAUAGAUAAGGGACAGAAAGACAAGGCUGGGAAGAAAGAGCAGACCACAGAGAGACUGACCAAGGAGAGGACACAAGAGAGAUGAGUCGAACAGACAAAGACGAGCCUCGGCCACCCUGCCACCGGAAUCGCUGCCCUGCUGCAAAGAACUUCAAACAGUGUGCAUGAAAAUAAAUGCUGUGAGAUCUGAAGGAGGGCACCAGGACGCCACACGCCUGGAGAGGGGCUUACAUCGCUCGGGUCAACAGGAAUGCAGCCGCGGCCACAUAUACUGACCUACAGCUUGCAGAACUUCUGGAUUUAUGCAAACAAAACGUCUGUCUUCCUUCUUGUUGCAUGAUCUCACCCAUCCACCACCCCAGAGGGCAUACACUAGACUGCUGCAGAUUGUUUCUCCCAUGGCGAGCAUUUCGGGCUCUGAACUGGGAACCAUUUGCACCUCCAAGAUUGUGUUCCUGCUGAUUUGCCUCCUGUUGCUCCAGGCGCCUCUCCGUGGACAAAGCGGCCCCAUUUCGCGGACUCAUCAGAGGAUUCGUCCUGCUCCAGGGCUGGGGGACGGGCAUGGAGGGGUGGUGGACCCGUCCAUUUUGGAGCAGGAAAACAACGCUGACAUGCAAAACCUGCUGAGGAGCUUGAAGGAACAGUUUCUGCGCACUUUCAACCUGUCGGGUAUGGGCCCCCCGGCCUUGCCUCCAGGGAGUACGAGAGAAGAACCCCCUGAAUACAUGAUGGAACUUUAUAACCGCUUCGCUAAUGACCACAGUGCCAUGCCCACCGCCAACAUCAUCCGCAGCUUCAAGAAUGAAGAUUCAAGCCCAAGCAUGGUGGGUGUUGGGGGAGUGAGGCGCCACCCACUCCUUUUCAAUGUGUCAGUCCCCCAUCACGAGCACAUAACAGCGGCGGAACUUCGCCUCUACACUCUUGUCCAGACUGACCGCCACCUUUAUGCCGGUGUUGACCGAAAGGUCACCAUCUACGAGGUGGAGUCGCAGGACUGGACGGAGAACAUGACCGACGGGAAGGCGGCGCGAAGAGAUGCGUUCGGACUGGUGCAGGAGCGGACAGAGCGGGUGGAGCUGGUGGAGCUAGCUUCCCGACAGGUCUAUGGGACGGAUAACGGCUGGGAGGCCUUCGACCUGACUGCUGCCGUUCAGGGUUGGCGCAAGUCUGAAAGUGGCACCACACACCGGUUGGAGGUGCACAUUUCCAGCAUAGCUGACAGUGAGAACGAUAAAGAUGUGAGGAACAGCAAGGAUGCGAGUGCACCUGAAGGAGACAUGAAGAUUGACAAUAGUCCCGAGGAAAAACACAAGCCCUUGUUGAUUGUUUUCUCCGAUGACCAAAGCAGGGAUCAUCGAGAAGAUAAACGUGAACUGAACGAGAUGAUAAACCACGAGACUUCCAAUGUGGUCGAGCAGAGCGAUGACCUAUGGGGAGGUCUGGAUAGAGACGAGAAUGAGGAAGCUACAGACGAGGAAGACCUGAUACAGAGGCGCUCAAACCUGAUAUAUGACACUGCAUCCCGCAUUCGCAGGAACGCCAAAGGAAACCACUGCAAGAAACAGUCUCUGUAUGUGGAGUUCAAGGACAUUGGCUGGGACAGUUGGAUUCUGGCUCCUCCCGGCUACGAUGCCUUUGAGUGUGCAGGUGUUUGCUCAUACCCACUGACAAAGCAUCUCACCCCCACAAAGCACGCCAUCGUUCAGACACUGGUCAGCAUUAACAGUCCUCAGAGGGCAGCGCGAGCAUGCUGCGUGCCCACCAAGCUGGACCCCAUCUCCCUGCUGUACCUGGACGAAACAGGGGUGGUCACCUACAAGUACAAGUAUGAAGGCAUGGUGGUGGCUGAGUGUGGCUGCAGAUAGUCCACGGACUCAGAGCUGAACGCUAUCAGUCUUACCCCCCAAGAGGAAAGACAUAAAACUAUCAAUAAGCUGCAAUUAACUAGGCUGACAAAGGAACUGUUGGAAUCCAUGAUGCUGCGUUCACACGGGCUCAGAACUGUGCGUUCAAGCGACAAGUUCCAAUAAAAAGUUAGACAGGUGAAUGUGGGCAUUUCAGGCUCCUGGAUUCAAAACUCUUGCAAGUUUUUAAUUCAGUUUUGGGCUCUACGUACAAAACUUGCAACCAUUGAACACAAAAGCUAAAUCAGCUGAACUUUGACCAGUUUAGGACCUUUGCUUUGGUAGGGACAUAAGAUUCUGAAACACCAGUCAUUUGAAAAGUUAUCAUUCAGAGAAAUUACUAAUUGUGGUUUGUAUAUGACACCAAGUCUCUCAGAUUUUGGAAUACAGCUGGAAAAGAAAAAGCCUCUGGAGAAAAGAUUCACAAGAUUUGUACCGCUUCGACAUUUUAAGCCAAACCUCUUCCAACUGUAGAUACAUGCACAAGUAUCUGGUAUCUACAGUCCAGUGUAAACACCAUAUGCCUAGAGUGCAUUUAAAUGCCUACGUUCAGCACAUUCUUGCACUUGCAACACAUGUCUGGUGUGUACGUAGCUUCAGAGUUAAGCUAGAUACACACAAAAGGAUACUACACAUACAGAACUACCAGAGCCAAAUCCCUCAUUGGUUGAACUGGUUCAGCUUUUGAUGGCCACGAGUUUUGGGCCUGAAAAUGUACGUAGCUACAUGUGCGUGCAAGAGUUUUGAUUGCAGAAGCCCAAAACGAGCCUAUUUGCACAUUUACAUAGACUUUUUAUUGAAAGUGGUCCAGACGUGAACGCAGCAUUAGUAUCAUUUGACAGAACUGUAUGCACUUCAAGUUGUAUAAUUUAUGAUUUCAUUUAAAAGGUUAAAAAAGUUAUAUGAAGCUGUAGAGGAUUAGUUGUCCUUUUUUACCAAAAAUGAUUUCAAGAUGAUGUCGUGCCAGCAGGACACCAGAUUUUCUGAAGAAGAGAUUUGUCCGUUUGUGCAGCCUGAUGGGAACUGGUGGAUCCUCCCCCGUCUCUCUUCCCCUUCCUCUGCUCUUAUCUCUGGCCUGCCCGCUCAAUGCAAACACUAAUCAGCACUGCAUGUGCCUCAGCACAGUGAAAUGACCUCCCUAAGGCAACCUGAAAAAGCCAUGAACUCUCCAGGCCCGGCUCCUGCAGCCCCCCUCCAGAUACGUGAGCGCUGUGCACGGGCCCUGGAGCGCGGGUUAUCUGACUCAACCCCGUUUCCCACUUCACAUGCCUCUUCUCCACUCCCCCGAGUUACACAGAUAGCGAGGUGUUGGGGGCUGAGAAACAUGUAUGCCACCAUUCAUGCUUGGAGGGCUUGAAGUCAUUCAGGACACGUUUUGAUGUGGCUGGAUGGGGGUGUGGGGAGAGGAGCCAGGAGACGUCCACAUUCUUGGGCAAGUGUUUCAGUUGGCUGACCUUGCACUUUGUGCCCCCGCCGUAUCUUCAACAAAGUCAUCCAUCACUUCUGUGGAAAAACAUCGGCUUUUUGGAGCAUUUUUGUCUGGAAAGGAUUGCAGAGUCGCCUUACAAAUACCUUGAGGAAAUACUUUCUUUGGUUAUAAGCCUUUUGAUACCUCUGCUGCUUGUGUCAAAUAAAAGACUAUUUAUUGUUCUAAUUUAUUACUUUUUACAACAGAGUAAAAGACUAAAUAUACAUAUGUAAAUUUGUAAGUUGGCAUAGAGCUAGUUUUGUAACAAUGACAAUGCAUUUGCAGCAUAAAGACUAUUUUGUUGGGAAAACAAUUAGCAAUGGUUUUUAAAUCAAUAAAAUGCAAAAAUGAUUAAGAAAUAUAAA
Messenger RNA from Oryzias melastigma (Indian medaka), 3762 nucleotides. RefSeq names its product bone morphogenetic protein 10 (gene bmp10). Gene Ontology annotation, cellular component: extracellular region. Gene Ontology annotation, biological process: BMP signaling pathway; SMAD protein signal transduction. The transcript has 2 exons. Gene Ontology annotation, molecular function: cytokine activity; growth factor activity. Lineage: Eukaryota; Metazoa; Chordata; Actinopteri; Beloniformes; Adrianichthyidae. The record is from RefSeq and is a predicted model, not a curated record. The coding region runs from base 328 to 1890 and encodes 520 amino acids.